AUGAGUCUGCCUGACCAACGCACCGGUCGAUUGGAUAGAUUCUUCGACCAAGUGCUACGCGGCAAGAGGGCCUUGACGACGCCCGAAAACGUGAAGCUCUUCGUUGAAGCUGUGCUUGCGAAAGACAAUAAUUCUGCUUGUAUAGAGCGCAUUAUAGCCAGUCCGGAAGCACGCGCUGCUAUCCAUAACGGUCUCCGGUUCGAUGUAUCUCCAGCGUUUAUCAAUCAGACUACGUCUCCCUUCAUACGCUAUCUAUCGGACCCUACCGUAAAGCAACUGUGCAAUGGCCAGUUUCUUCAGGAGCUACUCACUUCUAUAGUCGAGCCCCGGACAAUAUGGAACGCUUUCAUGGUCGCAUUUCAGAUUGGAAAGCUGAGCGAUGAUUCAACUUAUGCAUUCGCCUGGAUGCUGUUUGAGUUACUUUCUUUGCCUCCGUCUAGUCAGAUCGAUCUGACAGAAGAUGUAAACAAGGUAGUCAGUGACGGAUUGCUUCAGCAGUCAUCAUCGCCAGACGUCCGUGCUUUAGGGCAUAAGAUCGAGCAUAUCCUGCGCGUUCGAUCUUCCAACGUGCACGUGGAUCCUGACUUUGCGCCCGGAGGCCGCCAUGACAACGACUUUGCCGAGUUUUGGAAGAUUGCCAUUCACCCAACAGCCCGCGAAUUCACAUCUACCGAAAAGCCCUUCUACCGCCGUGCUGAUGAAAUAGCCAACAUCCCCGCGGAAACACGUAUCACUGCUCAUCUGGACAAUCAGUUCCGUCUCUUGAGAGAAGACAUGCUUUCCGUGUUGCGCGACGAUAUCCAGAUCGCCCGUGGACAGAAGAAAGGACGUCGGUCUGUUACACUUUUGCGGCAAUUGUCUCUGCGUGGAGCCCGCUGCCGUGAGGGCCGCAGGUUCAAGCCCUUUGCUCUGUCAUUUGUUUGCGAAAAGGGACUGGAAUCACUGUCUGGGCUUAGCCACGGCCAGAAAAAGCACUUCUUGAAGGAGAAUUUACAAUUUCUCAGACAUCAUUCUUUUGGAUGCCUCACUCGCCAGGGCGAAAUUAUUUCCUUUGGCACACUCGAGCGAGAUAUUGACAAUCUGUCGCUGGACCCUCCUCAGGUGGUAUUGCAAAUUUUGGGAGAAGCAGCGCUUGAGGACACACUACUAGCAUUGAGACUGUACAAUGAUGUCGACUUCCUCAUGGUCGAUGCACCUGUAUUCGCUUACGAACCGAUCUUGAAAUGCCUCCAGAGCAAGACCGACCUGGCCCUGGCAAAGGAACUCUUACAACACAACCGAGGCGAUCCGGCAGCAUUGUCAACCUUAUUCAGUCCUUCAAUCGUCGACCAAAUUACAGCUGCGGGGACUACUAAUAUUCAGCAUAUCUUGAAGACAACAAAGCCCGUCAGUCUAGAGACGUCUCAGCACGAAUCCUUCCUCGCGGGACUGAAGCAGAGUGUCAGCCUUAUUCAAGGGCCUCCGGGAACCGGAAAGUCUUUCGUUGGCGCUCUGUUGACAAAGUCUUUCCAUGAAUACACCAACGAAAAGAUUCUUGUUAUGUGCUAUACGAAUCAUGCUUUGGAUCAGUUCCUAGAAGAUCUUCUUGAUAUAGGAAUUGAUAAAGAGGCUAUUGUUAGGCUUGGAUCCAAGUCUUCUCCACGGACUCUUGAGCUUACCUUGCUAAAUCAACGGAUUCUCUAUCAGCGAGGCAAGUCUAGCUGGGAUGUGGUUAACUCGUUAGAAUCUGAAGCAGAUGGCCUGAAAAACAAGUUAACGGAGGCGCUUGAUGCUCUGCAAAACUUCAGCGUGAGCACUGGGGCUAUUAUGGAAUUCUUGGAGUUCGAAGAUCCAGUCUUUCACAAGGCAUUCGCUCCUCUAGAGCAGAGCGACGGAAUGACUAUUGUCGGUGCACACGGAAAAUCUGUGGAUUCUCAUUACUUUUUCGACAACUGGGCGCAGGGAAAGCACCCUAAGGCGUUGGUCAAACAGCUACCAGAAGAGAGCCAGCAAGUAUGGGAUAUGGAACCCGAAGCGCGCAAAUGUUACAUCAACAAAUGGAAAAAGACUUUGCUCAAAGAACAGAUCGUCAUUAUUCAGGUUAUCGCCCAACAGUUUGACGUUAUCCAAGGCCGGCUUGGAAAAAUGUGGAACGAAAGGGCUUUAGAAAUCUUGAAGACAAAACGGAUCAUUGGCUGCACCACGACUGGAGCUGCGAUGUAUAGCGAAGAUAUCCGCCAAGUCGAACCCGGCAUUGUCAUCCUUGAAGAGGCCGGUGAGAUCCUAGAAUCGCACGUUCUAACUGCCAUGGGUUCCGAAACAAAACAACUCGUGCUCAUCGGUGACCAUCAACAGCUGCGACCUAAAAUCAACAACUAUGGGCUUUCUGUCGAAAAGGGUCACGGUUACGAUCUGAACCGCUCCCUCUUCGAGCGCUUAGUUCUUGCAGGGUAUCCACAUUCAACGCUGGCCAAGCAACAUCGCAUGUGCCCCGAGAUUUCCUCGCUGGUGAGGCAUCUCACAUAUCCCGAUUUGUUGGAUGAUCCAAAGACGCUGAACCGUCCACCUCCACUUGGGCUACAAGACCGCAUUAUAUUCUUGGAUCAUCGCAACGCUGAAGCACAAUUCAAGACAGUUUCCGAUCGUCGAGAUGAAGGCGCAAAGGGGAGUAAGCAGAACACAUUUGAGGCUGAAAUUGUGCUAAAGAUAGUUAAGUACCUCGGCCAACAGGGAUAUGGAACGGACGAUUUGGUGGUUCUCACACCCUAUCUUGGCCAGCUUCAUUUGUUACGAGACUCCUUGAGGAAGGAAACCGAUCCGGUGUUGAAUGAUUUGGAUUCGUACGAUCUUGUUCGAGCAGGAUUGCUCUCUAAAGCUGGAGCGCAGCAUCGAAAGCGACCUCUUCGAUUGUCCACCAUAGACAACUAUCAGGGCGAGGAGAGCGACAUUGUCAUCGUAUCACUUACUCGUAGCAACGAUGACGGAGACAUCGGGUUUAUGGCAGCACCUCAACGAUUGAAUGUUAUGCUAUCUCGAGCUCGCAACGUCUUGAUUAUGGUCGGGGAUUCUAAAACGUUUAUGAAGAGCCUAAAGGGAAAGGAAAUAUGGACCUCGUUCAUCAACCAUAUGGAUGCCAAUCACCAUUUGUAUGACGGACUGCCGGUCAGGUGCCAACGACAUGGGCAAGAAGCGGUCCUAAAAACAAAGGACGACUUUGAAAGAGAGUGUCCUGAUGGAGGCUGCCUGCUGCCUUGUGGUGCGAUGCUCAGCUGCGGAGUCCAUCCUUGUCCCUCGAAAUGUCACCAACUGUCAGACCAUUCCAAGAUGACAUGCUAUAAAAUUGUCAAUUCGACGUGCCCCCGUGGUCACAAAACCAUUCAGUCCUGCUUCCAGAGCGGCGGGAUAUGUCGCCACUGUGUUGCUGAGGACGAAUUCAUGGAGAAACGGCGCUGUAGAGACAUGAAGCUAGAGGCUGAACGCGAGAGAAAGCAAAAGCAAUACGCGCGCGAGCUCUCAGAACUACAGGAGGAAAUUGAACGCGAACGACGUCUUCAAAGGGACGACUAUGAGUCACUGCAACGACAGAAGGUUAUGGACCAACACCAAGCGGAACUUGCAAAGUUGAAGUCAGGGGGCAAGAGCCUGCCAAAUGAUAUUAAUGUCGAUACUAACGGCGACGGACACCAUACAGGGGUCAAUUGCUCUGCAGGCCCCAAGCACUAUCACGAGCAGAGUGGCGGGCCAGGCGAUAAAGCAGAUGGAAAUGGAGCGCCGCAGCCGGUGCAAAUUAGUGCCCACGCAGAUUGGGACUUUCAAAAGCGUUUUGAAGGAGCACAAAGUGCCGAAAUUGAUACACUGAUGGGUAUGAUCGGUCUUAAUAGCGUCAAGGAAAAGUUCCUUUCAAUCAAGGCCCAAGUGGACACCGCAAUUCGCCAGAAUGUGGAUCUGAAGAGUGAGCGAUUUGGAACAAUCCUGGUUGGAAACCCCGGGACUGGUAAAACCACUGUUGCUCGCCUCUAUGCCAGCUUUCUCGCUUCUGUUGGAGUCCUUCCUGGGAAUAUCUUCGAGGAAACCACUGGAUCGCGCCUGGCAAACGAUGGAGUCUCGGGAUGCCAAAAAACAAUAAACAAGAUUCUCAACAGCGGCGGCGGCGUGCUAUUCAUUGAUGAGGCAUACCAAUUGACGGAAGGACAGUCACUUGGCACCAAUGUUAUUGAUUAUCUUCUGGCUGAGGUGGAAAACCUGACCGGCAAAAUAGUCAUCGUACUCGCAGGAUACCGAAGCCGGAUGGAGAAGUUUCUUGGCCACAACCCAGGAUUGCCGAGUCGAUUCCCCCAUGAGCUCCGGUUUGAAGACUAUAGCGACAAUGAGCUGCGUCAAAUCUUUGAAUAUCGAGUGAGCAAGAAGUAUAAUGGACAAAUGAAAGUCACUGGCGGGAUGAACGGUCUGUACAGUCGUAUCAUCUCUCGGCGUGUUGGCCGCGGACGUGGUAAAGAAGGGUUUGCGAAUGCACGAGCAGUCGAGAAUGCCGUCUCACGUAUCAUUGAGCGUCAAGCUAUCCGGCUCGUCCGGGAGAGAAGGAGCCAACGCAGCGUGGAUGAUAUGCUGUUUACCAAGGAAGACCUCAUCGGGCCGGAGCCAUCAAAGGCUCUCGAGAAUUGCUCUGCAUGGAGGAAGAUGCGUGAAAUGAUCGGUCUGCAGUCUGUGAAGAAUACUGUGCGAGCUCUUUUAGACAGUAUUGAAUACAACUACCAUCGCGAACUCAAGGAGAAACCUCUGGUUGAUUUCACCCUGAAUCGUGUGUUCCUUGGAUCGCCUGGAACGGGUAAAACUUCGGUCGCGAAGCUCUACGGCCAGAUAUUGGUGGAUUUAGGGAUGUUAUCAAAUGGAGAGGUUGUUGUCAAAACUCCCGCCGACUUUAUUGGCUCUGUCCUAGGCGAGUCUGAGAAGAAUACGAAGGGAGUCCUGGCAUCUACAGUCGGUAAAGUACUCGUAAUUGAUGAGGCCUAUGGACUUGCCGGUGGUGGUAGUAGUCGCAGUGGCACAGGAUCAUCGACAGACAUUUACAGAACUGCUGUGGUGGACACCAUCGUGGCCGAGGUGCAAAGCACACCAGGUGAUGACCGGUGUGUGCUACUUCUAGGAUACCAGGACCAGAUGACGGAAAUGUUCCAGAAUGUGAACCCCGGCCUUUCAAGGAGAUUCCCUAUGGACUCUGCCUUCACGUUUGAAGAUUUCACCGAUGACGAGCUUGGCCAGAUCAUGGAUCUCAAGUUAAAGCAGCAGGAAUUCGAGACGACAGUACAGGGUAAGAAGGUGGCAUUGGAAGUCCUUUCGCGAGCUCGUAAUCGGCCAAACUUUGGGAAUGCCGGGGAGAUUGAUAUCUUGUUGAACAAUGCAAAGGUUCGACAUCAGCAACGACUGUCAGCGGAGAAGGCAUCAGGGAGGGUACCGACAAACACCUCAAUUUUCGAGCCGCAGGACCUCGACGGGGAGUAUGAUCGUGGAGAGCGUGCGGAAACGAAUAUCCCUAUGCUUUUUGCCGGAAAUGUCGGCUGCGAGAAGAUUGUGGAACAGCUAGAAGGGUAUCGUCAAACUGUGCGAAAUAUGCGCAUGCUCGAUAUAGAUCCUCGCGACCAGAUUCCAUUCAAUUUCCUGUUUCGGGGUCCCCCGGGAACCGGGAAGACGACCACCGCAAGAAAGAUGGGAAAGGUCUACUAUGACAUGGGUUUCUUAUCUUCUGCAGAUGUGAUUGAAAGCUCCGCAACUGAUCUUAUUGGCCAGUAUGUCGGUCAAACGAGCCCGAAGACACAAGCCCUCUUAGAAAAAGCGCUAGGCAAGGUACUACUUGUCGACGAGGCCUAUCGGCUUGGAGAAGGUCAAUUUGCGAAAGAGGCAAUAGACGAGGUCGUCGACUGCAUUACUAAGCCCAAGUUCAAGCAAAAACUGAUCGUUAUCCUCGCUGGUUACGACGGUGACAUUAACCGACUCAUGGCGAUAAACCCUGGCUUAACAAGCCGCUUCCCGGAGUCGAUCUCAUUCAAUAGCCUCGAUUCAAAUGCCUGCGUGAAGCUAUUGACGAGUCUUCUCAGCUCUCGGAAGCAGAAACUGAGCCAGCGCCUCAGAAUUGUUAACAUGGAUGCAUUGGAAUAUCCGACGUUCUCAUUCCUCGAGGACCUGAAAAGACGUUUCUCAACACUAGCUCAAAUUCUUAACUGGGCUAAUGCGCGCGAUGUAGAAACUCUGGCACAGGCCAUAUUCCGCAAGGCCGUGAAUUCCAUCGCUCAUGGUUGCCUAGUUGUGGGUGAGGACAGUGUUCUCAGUGAGACGGAUCGUAUGAUUACCGAGCGUAUGCACCGGCAAACUACAUCGAAUGGGCACACUCCUGCUUUGCAGAAUGGCGUCGCGGUGGAUGCGCAAUCUUCUAAUGCACACUCUACCAAGACAACAUCUAAUAUCAACUCGUACCAGCAGCCAUCUGAGGAAGAGGAAGAGCAGCAGCCCGACUCACCUCAGCCUUCAGUCCCUAUGAAGGUAACUCGAGAUCCCGGCGUGACGGAUGAUGUGUGGAACCGACUAGAACAGGACAAGGCUACAGAGAAGGCUCGAAGAAAGCAGUAUCAGAAGCUCCUUAACGAAGAGAAUGCGACAAGUAAAGCAGUUCAGGACGCGCAACGGAAGGAGACAGAUGCAGCAAUCCAGAUGAAGCAAGACCAGAAUCACGAUGAUGAAGCCAUGAAGCGCCAUGAACAAGAACGUCUAAAACACGAGCUGGAACUUAGGGCCUAUGAAGACGAACUUAAACGCCUGAGAAAGCAGAAAGAAGAAGAGCAGAAGCGUCGAAAGCAAGAGCAGGAAGCCCAAAAGAAGCUUCGUCAUAUGGGCGUUUGUCCUGUCGGAUUCCAGUGGAUCAAACAGGCAUCUGGCUAUCGAUGUGCAGGAGGAACGCACUAUGUGUCUAACGAGCAGCUUGGGAUGUAG
This is a messenger RNA of Aspergillus ruber CBS 135680, 6960 nucleotides long. RefSeq names its product putative AAA family ATPase. Gene Ontology annotation, molecular function: ATP hydrolysis activity; helicase activity; ATP binding. Lineage: Eukaryota; Fungi; Ascomycota; Eurotiomycetes; Eurotiales; Aspergillaceae. The transcript is spliced from 7 exons. Bases 1 to 6960 code for a protein of 2319 amino acids. The record is from RefSeq and is a predicted model, not a curated record.